Molecule: messenger RNA, 1458 nt
Organism: Zophobas morio
Lineage: Eukaryota; Metazoa; Arthropoda; Insecta; Coleoptera; Tenebrionidae
Exons: 5
Coding region: 352-1251 (299 amino acids)
Cellular component (GO): membrane
Molecular function (GO): phosphatidylinositol bisphosphate binding
Source: RefSeq, a predicted model, not a curated record
UAGAAGUUGAAGAUCAUCUAAAUUAUUCUGUGUAUAAAAUUCUGCAAACUUGUUGUUGGAAAAAAAAAUUAACCAUAGGUAUGUGGUUGGAAAACAAUUUCAAAUUUCAACAGAACCUAAAAUGAGAAAUUUUUACUGCCUAAAUUUUUUGAGGAUAAUUUUUGCUUUUCAAGGCCUUUAAAAAUUAAGCCAUCCAAGAUCAGAAACAAAUCUAGAGUUUUUUAAGGUGCUUCCACAUCGCUGACUUGCUAUAUUAAAAUCCAAAUGGAAAACAGGUUUGAAUCAACAUAAAUUUAACACAGAAACCGCAGUCUCUCGAAAGUGCGAGUCCUAGACGCAUCGAGUGUCAACAUGUACUCAGUCAGUGAAGAUGUCAAAAAAAAUGUGUACAAAACGUUUGGACGUAACGAACAAAUGAUUGAAGAUGACGUACUCAUAAUCAAAACGUGGAUGAAAACUCAACCACACCUCCCAGAAUUAAUGGAGGACGUCAAAAUUAAGAAUUUCCUGAAUUUAAAUAAAUUUAGCAUCGAAAAAACUAAGCAAAAAAUUGACAUGUACUAUACUAUCAGGAGCAUCACUCCUGAAUUGUUUGAGGUCAGUAAUCCAAAACUGGAAGUUACGAAGAACUUGUUUAAUAAUUCAUACUUGUUCACAUUUCCAAAACAACUGAAUGGUGUCCACCGAGUUUAUUUUUCAAAACAGAAAAAAAUGAAUACUUUGAAUCCUUUGGAAUUCUAUAACGUGUGGUUCUCGAUUUUUGAGAUUCGACUGCAGGAAGAUUUCAUGGUCGACGAUUACAUUAUUGCAGAUUUAGACAGUUAUUCUCUUAGUGAUAUGAAAAAUAUUAAUCCUAUGAUACUGUCAAAAUUUUUUGGUGUUUACAAGAAGGUUUAUGCUCUUCGAUUAAAAAAAAUCAUUCUAUUUAAUUGUCCGUCUUAUGUUUCCAUUUUGACCGCCAUUUUGAAAGCUGUAAUGAAACCUAAACUUUUUGAAAGGAUCGAAUUUCAUCCAGACGCUGAAGUUUUGAAGAAAAUUAUUUGUAAAGAAGAACUUCCCAAGGAGUAUGGAGGUGAAGGACUUUCUUUGGAUGAAUACAAUGCUAUGAUGCAAACGAAGCUUUCUCAGUACCAAGGCCGAUUCGACCAGUUGGAUAAAUUGAGAGUUAACGAAAAUCUGCGACCUCAAAAACUGGACAACGAUGAAAUUAUGGGAUUUUAUGGAAGUUUUAAACAAAUAAAUAUCGAUUAAGUAUGUGAUUUUCUGUUUUUUGAGAUGAUAAUGGAAGUCAAAGAGCGAAGAUGCUCGACGUUGUAUUGUUAAAUCAGGUCAGGGUUUUAUUUAAAGAUUUGCUUUUGUUGUCAUACUUCAUAUUGCUAGGUUAGAUAAAUAAUAAUAAUUAAUGCUCUUGAUUAUAUUUUUUAAUUAUUGUUCAAUAAUAAACAUGCUCAUAAAUCA